Erpetoichthys calabaricus (reedfish) is the source of this 1199-nucleotide messenger RNA. Its product is annotated as cholesterol 25-hydroxylase-like protein. Gene Ontology annotation, biological process: cholesterol metabolic process; sterol biosynthetic process. Gene Ontology annotation, molecular function: iron ion binding; steroid hydroxylase activity; C-4 methylsterol oxidase activity. Lineage: Eukaryota; Metazoa; Chordata; Cladistia; Polypteriformes; Polypteridae. Bases 193 to 990 code for a protein of 265 amino acids. The transcript is spliced from 2 exons. The record is from RefSeq and is a predicted model, not a curated record.
UGGAAGACUAUAACUGGUGGGUUCAGGGAGAUUAUUAGUGCUUCAAGACGACCAGAGACAAAAAAAGAGGACAGCAUUUUUCAGAUGUGAAUUUAAAGCAGAAAGACAGAACCUGUCAGCGCACAUGUAGUUUGAAACAAAAGUUCUUCUAAGGGCACUCUGGAAACAUCUUACUCACUCAAAAGCUCUGCAAUGAAUGGCACCUGUCAACCCGGUGAUAAUUUCCUCCUGCAACCCAUCUGGGCAGCUAUCCGAAGUCACGAGGACUUGCUGCUUUCCAAGCUCUUUCCUACAUGUUUUGUCUUCUUUGCUCAUUUGGUGGCUUGCUUGUACUUCAUUUUGUUGGACUUCAUGGAACCUCAUGUUCCCUGUCUUUGGCGCUAUAAAUUAAGUAGUCAAGAUUCCAGAAACACAAAAGCACUAUGGGAAUGCCUGUGGAAGACUGCCAGCAACCAGGUGGUGUGUAUCCCAUCGGUCUCUCUGCUCUGCACCUAUCUACGCCCACAGAGACUGCCUGACAAGGCCCCUUCAUGUUUUUGCCUGGCAUUUGAGGUUGUGCAGUGCCUGCUGCUGUUCGAUGCCCUCUAUUUCUGCUGUCAUUUUCUACUACAUAGAGUACCUUACCUGUAUCAGAAGGUUCACAGUGUGCACCAUCAAUACCAGGAGACCUUUGCUCUAGUGGCCCAGUACUCCAGCCCUUGGGAUGCAGUCAUCUUACAAAUGACUGCUUUCUCCUGUACCGCCUUGUUGCACUGUCACCCACUGAGUGAGAUGAGCUUUCACCUAUUGAACAUUUGGCUCUCGGUAGAGGUUCAUUCUGGCUAUGACUUCCCUUGGGCAUCUCACCGCAUGGUACCGCUGGGACUUUUGGGAGGGGCUCCUUUUCACAAUCUGCAUCAUCAACAGUUUAAGUGCAAUUAUGCUCCUUAUUUCACCCACUGGGACAGACUAUUUCAGACAUUUGUACAGACAUCAAAAAAACAAAUAUAAAUAUUAUAGUCUCCUCGUUGUUUGCUAUUAAUGUUCCUUAUAUCAUCUCCUUGUCUUGUUAUCUGCCCAUCUAUCUCACCUAACUGAGAAUGCAAAUAGAGCAGUGAGUCUAGAGAUUUCUCUCCAGACAAGAGGAACAUAAACCUGGAAUGGGAGGCAUAGACCUAGAUGAUGAGGAAAGAGACAGAUAUUGCUGAGCAGGGUAAGUG